This is a messenger RNA of Myxocyprinus asiaticus (Chinese sucker), 6794 nucleotides long. Its product is annotated as fibroblast growth factor receptor 1-A-like. The transcript is spliced from 18 exons. Gene Ontology annotation, cellular component: membrane; signaling receptor complex. NCBI's taxonomy places the organism in Eukaryota, Metazoa, Chordata, Actinopteri, Cypriniformes, Catostomidae. Bases 653 to 3115 code for a protein of 820 amino acids. Gene Ontology annotation, biological process: positive regulation of kinase activity; multicellular organism development; positive regulation of cell population proliferation. Gene Ontology annotation, molecular function: fibroblast growth factor receptor activity; fibroblast growth factor binding; ATP binding. The record is from RefSeq and is a predicted model, not a curated record.
GUGUGUGAGAUUGCUCACACUCCUCCAUCUGUGAGUGCGGAAUCUCGCCGUAUCCUCUGAAGACCUUGGGGAGGCCGACACCACGGACUAUCUACAAACCAUCAAACGAUGGAAAAGUAAAGUUAUUUUGCGAACACGGCGGCUCGAAGUUGUAACUUUUGAGUGAAUUUUCGACUGAAGUGGCGAUUGGGGUAAAAAGUUUUUUCCUCUACCUUCUUUUCGCAUGGCCACAAACAAAAACCACACGGGUGGGAUUUUCAGAAGAAAAACAGACAACACAGACUUUAAUUUGUUGAUACAGUAAGUCUGAAACGUUGUUACUUGGACGAAAUCUUAACGCGAUCUUCAGGACAAGCACGCGCCUCCGUUGAGUAUUUUCACCGAUUUCAAACGAGUUCUCGGCCAAUCGAAAACCCUCCAGUAAAUUCCGAGUGGUACUUUUAAAACCCUCUAAAACCAAAGAGACCAGAAAGACGGCAAAGGGAGAAGUGUGGAGAUUCAUCCUGUGACUAAACAUCGGGAACGAGUUUUUACGAACUUCUGCUAAAUCUUAUUUGGGAUCGACUGUUUUCAGAAAGGAACAGAGCUGAUGUCCUAGCUGUGUUUAUGGAGAGCUGCGCUGGGUGAACAGUUCAGAUGUAGAGGACCCUUGAUGAUGAUGAUGAUGAUGAUGAUGAAGACUAUGUUGCUGCUGAUUUCAGUACUCCUAACUCAGGCUCUUCAGUCCCAGGGCAGACCCACCACCCAAGAUGAGGCAGUAGCCUCAGUCGAGCCUACGCCAUUCACUCUGUAUCCGGGGGAAAAAAUGGAGCUUAGCUGUAAAGGUAAAGAGGAGACACAUGAGGUGACCUGGACUAAGGACAGUGUUCCAUUGGUUGAUGGAGAACACAUGCACCUGCGGAACGAACAGCUGGAGAUCGAAACUGUGGAACCAGCCGACUCUGGUCUUUAUGCUUGCUUUGCUCAGGGCCCCAACAGCAACCACACAGACUACUUCAACGUUAAUGUUACAGAAGGAUUGGCUUCCUCAGAAGAUGACGACGAUGAAGAAUCUUCCUCCGAGGAGGCUAAGCUAUCAAGUAGCCAGAAACUGCUUCCGAUGGCGCCAGUGUGGGCUCAGCCUGAUAAGAUGGAGAAGAAGCUCCACGCGGUUCCCGCCAGCAAAACUGUCAAGUUCCGUUGCCAGGCCAACGGUAACCCUACCCCAACCCUCAAGUGGCUCAAAAACGGCAAGGAGUUUAAGAGAGACCAGCGAAUAGGAGGAUUCAAGGUUCGAGAGCACAUGUGGACCAUAAUAAUGGAGUCAGUGGUGCCAUCAGACAAAGGCAACUACACCUGUCUGGUGGAGAACAAAUACGGCAGCAUCAACCACACCUACCAACUGGACGUAGUCGAGCGUUCUCCGCACAGGCCAAUCCUUCAGGCUGGGUUGCCUGCUAACCGUACAGCAGUAGUGGGAAGUGACGUGGAGUUUGAAUGUAAAGUCUUCAGUGAUCCUCAGCCUCAUAUCCAGUGGCUGAAACACAUCGAGGUGAAUGGCAGUAGAGAUGGCCCUGAUGGACUGCCUUAUGUCCGGAUUUUGAAGCACUCUGGUGUCAACAGUUCGGACACACAGGUCUUGACGCUGUACAACGUGACUGAAGAAGAAAGUGGAGAGUAUAUUUGUAGAGUGUCCAAUUAUAUAGGCCAGGCCAACCAAUCAGCAUGGCUCACCGUCAUUAAACACCCCUUCCAAGCCGUUCCCCCAACUCAGCUACCCAACCAGACAUACCUGGAGGUGCUAAUCUAUUGUGUGGGAUUCUUCCUCAUCUGUGUGAUGGUGGUGACUGCCGUACUGGCCAAAAUGCACAGCUCGACCAAGAAAAGCGACUUCAACAGCCAGCUGGCUGUCCACAAGCUGGCCAAGAGCAUCCCGCUGCGCAGACAGGUGUCUGUGCACUCCAGCUCUUCAAUGCACUCAAGGGGAAAACUGGUCCGCACCUCCCGUCUCUCCUCCAGUGGCUCUCCAAUGCUCUCAGGGGUCUCUGAAUAUGAACUGCCCCAGGACCCUCGCUGGGAGGUACCCAGAGACAGGCUGGUUCUUGGGAAGCCACUUGGAGAGGGUUGCUUUGGGCAGGUGGUGAUGGCCGAGGCUGUGGGCAUGGACAAAGACAAACCCAAUCGUGUCACCAAGGUUGCUGUCAAGAUGCUUAAAUCCGACGCCACAGAGAAGGACCUGUCAGACCUCAUCUCAGAGAUGGAAAUGAUGAAGAUUAUUGGCAAACACAAGAACAUCAUCAACUUGCUAGGAGCCUGCACACAAGACGGUCCGCUCUACGUCAUUGUUGAGUUUGCAGCAAAGGGUAAUCUGCGAGAAUACCUGCGUGCACGUCGUCCUCCCGGUAUGGAGUACUGCUACAACCCUGACCAGGUGCCUGUGGAGAAUAUGUCAGUCAAAGAUCUAGUCUCCUGCGCCUACCAGGUGGCACGUGGCAUGGAAUACCUUGCAUCCAAGAAGUGUAUUCAUAGAGACUUGGCUGCCCGAAAUGUCCUGGUAACUGAAGAUAACGUUAUGAAGAUAGCAGACUUUGGCCUGGCCAGAGACAUCCAUCAUAUUGAUUACUACAAGAAGACCACCAAUGGCCGUUUACCAGUGAAAUGGAUGGCACCUGAAGCUCUGUUCGACCGCAUUUACACCCACCAGAGUGAUGUGUGGUCUUUUGGGGUGUUGCUUUGGGAGAUCUUUACUCUUGGUGGCUCACCGUACCCAGGUGUUCCUGUAGAGGAACUCUUUAAACUGCUAAAGGAAGGCCACCGCAUGGACCGCCCCUCCACAUGUACCCACGAACUGUAUAUGAUGAUGAGAGAUUGUUGGCAUGCUGUUCCAUCUCAAAGACCAACUUUCAAACAGCUGGUGGAAGAUCUAGACCGCACUGUCUCUGUGACAUCCAAUCAGGAGUAUCUGGACCUGUCGAUGUCUCUGGACCAAUUUUCCCCAAAUUUCCCAGACACACGCAGCUCUACCUGCUCUUCUGGUGAAGACUCUGUGUUCUCCCAUGACGCCGGUGCUGAUGAACCCUGCCUGCCCAAAUUCCCCCUGCACCCCAACCGAGGAGUGCCGUUUAAAAAGCGCUGAGCUCCCUUUACCCAUAACUCUACAGUUUGCUACCUGGCUGGACUCAACCCCUGAACUCUAGAAGAUGACACUUUGCCACACAGCACACUACAGAGUUGCCAAAAGACAAACUGCUUGGGAUGGUUGGACUAUACAGCUAGUUUUAUACAGCUGGAAGAGAACAACCUGGUCACUUACUGAGGGCACUUGAGCAAAGAAUGGUAGUGUGUGCAUUUCUGAAGACUUUUCAAUAUGAAAUAUCUGAAAUAUCUUCCUUUAUCAUGUAGAGAAAACCUUAAAGUGACAUCGAGGGAGAGAUGGUCAGAUGUUAGAGGAGUGUUUGAACGUUUUCUAUUGAUGUUUAAUAAUGACCUUUCUGUUGUUGCUCAGAAUUCUUAGAAAAUGUAAAUUCAGCAAAUUCUUAAGAAAAUAUAUUCCACUAAAAGGUCUGUCCAAUUGUAUUUUAACUUCGGGCAAACAGUUUAUCUGACUGAUAGCUUUCCUUGUAAAUACAGCUAGAAAUGUAUAAAUAUGAAUAUAUAUUUACACUCUACCCUUAUUUUUAUUACACUAUUUGAAUUUUGUUGCUUUUUUGUACCAGGGUUUGCAUAUGUAGACAUUUUUGAAGUGUAGCUUUUUUGAAAGAGACUGUAAAAUGUCCAUGAGAAUUGUGGAUUAUAUUAUUAAGAGCUGAUAGAUGGCCAGUUUUGUUACUAAAUGUCCUUUUUUUUUUUUUUUUUUUUUUUUUUUUUUUAAGCCUGGUAGAAGUAGCUCAUAACUGCUGCAGUGUCCUAAAUGGUACUCAGUGCAAUGUCAGAUUUAAGCUAUAUAAAGUAUGUAUGUGUAUGUGUGUGUGUGUGUGUGUGUAAUAUAUAUAUAUAUAUAUAUAUAUACACAGUUGUGCUCAAAAGUUUGCAUACCCUUGGAGAAUUGGUAAUAUAUGUACCAUUUGUACCAUUCAUUUCUUUUAUUUCUUAUGGGAUUCAUAUUCAACUGUAGGUUAUAACAGAAUGGCACAAUCAUAAAACAAAACAUGGCAACAAAGGAAAAAAAUGAAAUGACCCCUGUUCAAAAGUCUGCAUACCCUUAGUUCUUAAUACUGUGUUUUGCCCUCUUUAGCAUCAAUGACAGCGUGCAGUUUUUUGUAAUAGUUGUCUAUGAGGCUCCAAAUUGUUGCAGGUGGUAUAGCUGCCCAUUCGUCUUGGGAAAAUGCCUCCAGGUCAUGCAAAGUCUUUGGUCGUCUUGCAUGAUCCGCACGUUUGAGAUCUCCCCAGAGUGGCUUGAUGAUAUUAAGGUCAGGAGACUGUGAUGGCCUCUCCAGAACCUUCACCUUUUUCUGCUGUAACCACUGGAGGGUCAACUUGGUCUUGUGCUUAGGGUCAUUGUCAUGCUGGAAAGUCCAAGAGCGUUCCAUGCGUAACUUUCGUGCAGAAGAAUACAAAUUGUCUGCCAGUAUUUUCUGAUAACAUGCUGCAUUCAUCUUGCCAUCAAUUUUCUCAAGAUUCCCCGUGCCUUUAGAGCUCAACCCCCACCACCCCCCCACCCAAAAAAAAAACAUCAGUGAGCCACCACCAUGCUUCACAGUGGGGAUGGUAUUCUUUGCACUAUAGGCCUUGUUGACCCCUCUCCAAACAUAGCGCUUAUGGUUGUGACCAUAAAGCUCUAUUUUGGUAUUGUCACUCCAAAUUACAGUGUGCCAGAAGCUGUGAGGCAUGUCAAGGUGUUGUCGGGCAUAUUGUAACCAGGCUUUUUUGUGGCAUUGGCGCAGUAAUGGCUUCUUUCUGGCAACUCGACCAUGCAGCUCAUUUCGUCAAGUAUCGUCGUAUUGUGCUCCUUGAAACAACUACACCAUCUUUUUCCAGAGCAGCCUAUAUUUCUCCUGAGGUUACCUGUGGGUUUUUCUUUGUAUCCCGAACAAUUCUUCUGGCAGUUGUGGCUGAAAUCUUUCUUGGUCUACCUGACCUUGGCUUGGUAUCAAGAGAUCCCUGAAUUUUCCACUUCUUGAUAAGUGAUUGAACAGUACUGACUGGUAUUUUCAAGGCUUUAGAUAUCUUUUUAUAUCCUUUUCCAUCUUUAUAAAGUUCCAUUACCUUGUUACGCAGGUCUUUUGACAGUUCUGCUCCCCAUGGCUCAGUAUCUAGCCUAAUCAGUGCAUCCACGUGAGAGCUAACAAACUCAUUGACUGUUUAUACACAGACACUAAUUGCAAUUUAAAAAGCCACAGGUGUGGGAAAUUAACCUUUUAAUUGCCAUUUAAACCUGUGUGUGUCUGUAACAAGGCCAAACAUUCAAGGGUAUGUAAACUUUUGAUCAGGGCCAUUUGGGUGAUUUCUGUUAUCAUUAUGAUUUAAAAAGGAGCCAAACAACUAUGUGAUAAUAAAUGGCUUCACAUGAUCACUAUCCUUAAGAAAAAUACUUUUCAAAAUCAAUGCCAAAAUUUCACAAUUUCUGCCAGGGUAUGCAAACUUUUGAUCACAACUGUAGAUACACACAUGAAGAGCAGUAGGCUAGCUAUAGUCUUUUCAAAUAUAUAUAUAUAUAUAUAUAUAUAUCAGCAACUAUAGUUGAAAAGACAGCUAGCCUUGCUCUUCAUGUCUUAUAUUGGGACAGUUCACCCUAAAAUGAAAAUGUUGUCAUCAUUUACAAUGAAAUUGAGUGACUGCAUCUCCUUUUGUGUUCUAUGGAAGAAAGAAUGUCAUACAGGUUUGGAAAUACACGAGGUGACAGAAUUUUCAUUUUUGGGUAAACCAUUCCUUUUAAUGAGUCAGUAUCUCUUUAUGAGACAUUCUUUAAUGAUCAUAGAAAAAAAAAGACAUUUCCUAUAAACACAAAUGUAUAUCGCCCAAAUAACUUUGGAGAAAUGUAGCUAGGCGAGACGCUAAGCAUUUAGCCUCCAUGCAAUUAAAUAACUAUGCUUUAACAGCAGUGGUGCCACUGUUGAGAUAGAAAAGAUCUGCUGAUCCAUUAUUUUACUCUAGAAGGAUUACAUCCAGUAAAAUGCUGUUGAAAACCGAAUCACGAAACCUUUCACAGUUUGAUUAACUUCAUAAACAACCUUGUAAAUAUCUUGCUGAUGAGUUUACAUACAAACAUAAAUUGUUUACUGCAAAAUUGACUCUCUCAUUUAGCGCAGGUUAGUAGAGGUGAUUAAUAUUAUAAUGCAUAGCUUGUAGUGUAAAUGCCAGAUCCCAAGCUGAGUGUAAGCUUUAUUUAUAGCAGCGUGAGUGACCCUUCUUAGCCAGGUUCUAUGCUACAAGUGCAUCAGACUGAAGCCACUGUUUCCAAUGGUGACUGGCUCCUUGCCAAUGGCCGAUGCAACACGCAGGUUUUCUACAGCCAAGUGAACCUUGUUGCCCGAUACUAGCUCACGCUCUUACAGCCAAGGCUUGAUUUAUAUGGUUAAAGACUCUGGUUGAAGGAUACUGGGUAUAUAGCAGUUUAAAUUUAAAAUGGUUUGUCAUGUUGCAAGUGAACAAGAUGUUUAUAGGACAGUUACAGUACAUUUUAAUUUGCAGUACAUUGUUUUGUACUGAGGCAAUGUGGGCCAAAAAAUAUUUGGACUACUGGAACACUGGUUAUUACUGUCUGUUUUCUUAAAAGGCAUGCAUUAUGAUGGGGAUUGUUGCAUUGCAGUUUAGUGCACACCAGAUUUACACUUCAAAUUCAUUAAUAAAUGUAUCAGCUUUUAUUUUCUAUGCAA